Molecule: messenger RNA, 2672 nt
Organism: Drosophila busckii
Lineage: Eukaryota; Metazoa; Arthropoda; Insecta; Diptera; Drosophilidae
Gene: Ptp61F
Product: tyrosine-protein phosphatase non-receptor type 61F
Exons: 6
Coding region: 256-1911 (551 amino acids)
Biological process (GO): protein dephosphorylation
Molecular function (GO): protein tyrosine phosphatase activity
Source: RefSeq, a predicted model, not a curated record
GCAACACUGAUGGUGGUUGGCUUCGGCGCUGCGAGGUUUUAAUCAAAUAUAAUCAAAUAUUAGUGAAUUAUAGUUGAAAAACAUUGUUGUACAUGCGUUGACGAAGUUGGAGUGCGUGUAUGUGAUAGUGUUACGAAAGCAAAUCAAGUAGAAACAGUGCGAAACGAGAAAAAAUUGCUAUACAAAAUUCUAAAAUAUCACAAAAAAAAAGUUGACUGUGUGCGGUGCAACAAUAAAAAGCAAAAAUAAUAUAAAAUGAGUGAACGUGAACAGCAAACAGUAAUAGCGACGACAAAGGAUAAUACGCCAGGCAGGCUGAAAAUCGAACAGGAAUAUAAAAGCAGAAAAAAUGGAUCGGGUUGGCUUGGGUUCUACAAGGAAAUUUGCGAAAAGUCCGAUCGCGAGGCUAAAGAGAAACAGUUUACGACACUGGAAUCGGAACGCCUAGAAAAUCGUGGACUGAAUCGCUAUAGAGAUGUUAAUCCCUAUGAUCAUUCACGUAUUGUGCUAAGGCGUGGCAACGUUAACUAUGUCAAUGCCAAUCUAGUUGAGCUGGAGCGCGCAGAACGUCAGUACAUACUGACGCAGGGACCACUGGAGGAAACAGUUGGACACUUUUGGUUAAUGGUCUGGGAGCAGGACUCUAGAGCUAUAUUGAUGCUCAAUAAGCUGGUGGAAAAGAAACAAAUCAAAUGCCACUUAUACUGGCCCGAUAAGCUGGGUGCCGAACAUGCGCUCAAGCUAAAUACUGUUAAACUAUGCGUGGAACUUAUCAAAUGCGAGACGUAUCAGAACUAUGUGCGAAGGUGGUUCAAAUUAACUGAUCUCGAAACGCAGACAAGCCGCGAGGUGAUGCAAUUCCAUUAUACUACCUGGCCGGACUUUGGCAUACCCAGCUCGCCGGAUGCAUUUCUCAAGUUCUUGCAGCAGGUGCGCGACUCGGGCGCUCUAAGCGUCGACGUUGGCCCAGCCAUAGUGCAUUGUAGUGCGGGCAUUGGACGAUCGGGCACAUUUUGCCUGGUGGACUGCUGUCUGGUGUUGGUGGACAAGUUUGGCGAAUGCAAUGUAUCCCAAGUUCUCUGCGAGCUGCGCAGCUAUCGCUUGGGUCUCAUACAGACUGCAGAUCAGCUGGACUUUUCAUAUCAGGCCAUCAUCGAGGGCAUCAAGAAGCUGAACGAUCCCAGCUUUCUUAGCGCCGAGGAGCCCAUCUUGGGCAACGAUGCGUAUGCACAGACACAGGAUGAGCAGCCGCCACCAUUGCCGCCACGCUCGGAUUCAUUGAAUCUGCCAUUGGCGCCCAGCGCCGGUGGUGUGCUCUCAUUGGACGUGCGUGCCGCGCAUGCCAAUGGCGAGAGCAUAGAGCUGAGCAGCAAGGAUGCCCUGAAUAACAUAAUCAUUAAGCCGCAUGAAAUUAUAAAUGCCGAAGUGGCAGACAGUUUGCUCAACAAUCGUCCGCUGCCGCCGCUGCCUUCGUUAGCGCAGCAUAGCGAACAGGAUUCGGAUAGCGACAUAGAGGAAGACUAUGAGGAGGAUGAUGUGGACGAUGAUGAUGACGAUGAUGAUGAUGAUGAGGACGAAUAUGAGCACAUUGAUCAGCUGGAGCACAGCAAUGGAGAAGUGCUGCCCAGUGCGGAUGAUGUGAAUGCUAACAAUGAAAAGUCUACUACGGUGGAGCAUAACAAAGCCAAUGGCAUUGAGGCGACAGCGAGUACCGACUCGGAGUUGAAGCGACGAAAACGCAACGAAUAUCAGUCGAGUUUGGAGCAGAAGGUUAACGAGAUCAAGCGCAAGCAGCGCGAGAACGAGGACAAUCAACAGUCGGCGAAAAAACGAAGGUCAUUACUCACAUAUAUUGCGGCAGGUGUUGUGGUGGGCGUCAUUGCAGCCUAUGCCUAUACGAAGCUAGCUUAAGCUCCCCCCAACCCCCAACCCCUUUGCCACUCCCACUCCCAAGCCCACAAUUUCCCUUUCCAGCUUAUCCUUACUCCACACCCUCUAAUCCCCGCUCCUUAAACCGUUUUUCUAGCCAGGAAAUAGAACGUAGUUGUAGCAAUUAGCAGCAUGUAGCGUGACAAUGAUACCCAAAUCUAUACUUGGGCAUUUAUAUAUAUUUAUAUAUGUAUGUGUGUAUGUAGCUAUUUUUUAACGAGCUAACAUUAAAUGUAAGCGCAACACAAAUACACGCACACACAGACACACACACAGACAGACAUUACGCAUACGCAAGAACAAAAAACAAAAUAAAAAUAAAUACAAAAUGCGAAAGUAAAACAAAUUGUCGCAAGUUGAUGACAAUGCAUUUUAGGGAAUUUUUUAUGAAGUAUACUAUAUAAAAAAAAAUGAGACACAACAACAAAUUUAAAAAUUUGCGCCAUAGACUGACAUUUUAGAACAAAUUGUUUUUUGGAUACACUGAGCGAAAAAUAUAUAUGGAACAGAACAAAGUACACCUUAAAACAAAAACAAGUAAAGCUUAAAGAUUAGAUAUUGAUAUAUAAUAUCUUUGCACUCGCUAAACUAUGUACAAUUUAUAAUAUUUUGGUAUAUGCAAUUAAAUAUAUAAACCAUAGCCACACCACUUCCAAACAACAAUCGCCCACAAGACUUGCUUCACUUGUUAUUAAACACCAGCAAACAUUUCGCACAGUCAAUGUGCCAAAAAAAAAAAAAAA